Molecule: messenger RNA, 1071 nt
Organism: Helianthus annuus (common sunflower)
Lineage: Eukaryota; Viridiplantae; Streptophyta; Magnoliopsida; Asterales; Asteraceae
Product: ATP-dependent Clp protease proteolytic subunit 4, chloroplastic
Exons: 2
Coding region: 60-938 (292 amino acids)
Biological process (GO): protein quality control for misfolded or incompletely synthesized proteins
Cellular component (GO): endopeptidase Clp complex
Molecular function (GO): serine-type endopeptidase activity; ATPase binding; ATP-dependent peptidase activity
Source: RefSeq, a predicted model, not a curated record
UGUUAACACAACAAACACUUUCAAGUGUAGAAGCAAAGAACACACCUCCAUUAUCCACAAUGGAAUCACUCUCCUCCUCUGCCCCCUCCUGUUACUACCCCUCAACCACCAAUCUCCGCCACUUUCCAUCCACAAAACCCCUUCAAUCCUUCUCUCCCCGCCAUCUAUCGCCGCCGCACCACUCCAUCAAAUGCUCACUUCGCUCUUCCCCACCAUUUGACUACAAACAAAAUCUCAAUAUUUCAUCGUCUUCACCGCAGACGCCGGCAACAGCGAUGAGAGGCGCUGAAUCUGACGCCAUGGGGUUAUUAUUGCGUGAAAGGAUUGUGUUUUUAGGGACCCAGAUUGAUGAUUUUGUUGCUGAUGCGAUUAUUAGUCAGUUGCUUUUGUUGGAUGCUCAAGAUCCUACAAAAGAUAUUCGGCUUUUUAUUAAUUCUACUGGUGGUUCUCUCAGCUCUUCAAUGGCGAUAUAUGAUGUUCUGAAGCUAGUGAGGGCUGAUGUAUCAACAAUUGCACUUGGCAUAUCAGCAUCAACCGCUUCCAUAAUUCUCGGUGGUGGAACCAAAGGUAAACGUCUUGCAAUGCCUAAUACAAGAAUCAUGAUCCACCAACCACUCGGAGGUGCAAGCGGGCAAGCGAUAGAUGUUGAAAUUCAAGCGCGGGAAAUGAUGCAUAAUAAGGAAAACGUGACGAGAAUUAUAGCAGAAUCCACUGGCAGGAGUUAUGAACAGGUUCAGAAAGAUAUUGAUAGGGAUCGGUAUAUGUCUCCUAUUGAAGCGGUUGAAUAUGGAAUAAUUGAUGGGGUUAUUGAUCAAGAUAGUAUUAUCCCACUUGAGCCUGUACCAGAUCGCGUUAAACCUACUCUUAGUUAUGAUGCAAUUAGCAAGGAUCCUGAGAAAUUCUUGAAUCCUGAUAUACCUGAUGAUGAAAUUUACUAGUUGGGAGGUGACUACUGCCUGAAGACAAUUUUACAGUUUAUCUUUUGUUACUUUUGAAAUUAGCUGGUCCAUUUUUAUCUGUCAAAACUAUUGUAUUCUCAAGUAAAAUAAUAACAUUAGACCAUUUCCAUAA